AUGAUUUUAAUGAAUAUAUUUUUAGUGAUCGAUGUUCAAUCAUCAUUAUUUAAUGAUAAUCAAAUAGCGAACAUUUCCAUGCGUGAGUGUAAAAUAUGUUUUGAAGAACUACCAGCCGAGUCUUUAUUUUGUUGUUCUUCAUCAAUAUGUUCAAAAUGUAUUUAUCAUCAUUUAACAACAAACAUAAAUGAAGCUCGUAUUCGUAUAAUAUGUCCAUCAUGUCCACAUAUUGGAAAUAUAAGAGAACGCUAUAAACGUUUGUAUGCUGAUCAAAAUCGUGAAGUACAUAUAAAACGUGUCCUCGUUGUUGUUCAAUUAAAGAAAUUGACAAACGUUUAUUUGAAGGAGUUCGAUGGAAAAUCAAGUUGUGAUCGACGACGAUUUGGUAUUAAAUUUUUAGGUUCACAUGACAGUCGAUUUUAUCCCGAUAAACCAUUAGUUCGUCAUACAGCUCGUGGAUUAGUUGUUGGUGCUGCAUCAUUAGAAAUAUCAGUAGCAGCUGUUGGAACAACAAUAGGUUCACCUACUUAUGGAACAUAUCGUUUAAUUAAACAUAUUCGUUCAAAACGAUAUGAACGUCUUCAAAGAUAUCGUAUGGAAACAAUAGCUAGACAAUGGAAUACCAGUGAUAGUCUUAUAGCUGAUGGUCAAAUUAUUGGAUCUGAUGACAUAAGAAGAGCAGCUCAAGUUAGUUUGAUGACAUAUAGAGAAGAAAUUGCUGGAAGAGAACAAAGAGAAGUAACAUCAUAUCCAACAAGACAUCCUAGUCAUUCGAAUCAAGAUGACGAUAGUUUUGAUCAUUGA
Molecule: messenger RNA, 804 nt
Organism: Rotaria socialis
Lineage: Eukaryota; Metazoa; Rotifera; Eurotatoria; Philodinida; Philodinidae
Source: the annotation of a GenBank genome assembly